AUGGAUGAGUCGUUUGACGGAUUGGAAAACACAUUAACAUACUUGAACCUAGAGCAUAAUCUCAUUACGUCACUAGCUGUAGAUGUUUUUAAGAACUUAACUCAGUUGUUUUAUUUGAACUUGGCCAAUAAUUUAUUAUUUGGUUUGGAAAGAAAUCAUUUCAGCGGGUUAACAUCACUGAACGUUCUCCAGCUACAAAACAACAGGUUGAACAUGAUCCUCGGUGACAUGUUCACAGAGUUGCCAUCCUUAGGUGAGAUUUACCUGGCCAGCAACAACCUAACACGAAUGGAUGGGUUCAUACGGAUAAUGAACCUGAACGCCUCCUCCAAUCAAAUCUCAUCUCCAUCAAUCAACACAUUCAGCAACAUCGCAAUAACUCAAGCACUCGAUCUUUCAGAAAACAAAAUAGAAAAGAUAGCAUCUGGAACAUUCGGAAACAUGACGUCAUUGAAGUUUCUUUACCUCCAAAACAACGCCAUAACUUCGUUGAAUUUAAGCUGGCUGUCCGGACUGACCUAUCUCUCAUCUCUUUACGUGUCUGACAAUCUUAUAACCAGCUUGGAGAAAGGAUUCAUGAAUGCUCUUCCUCAUCAAAAUUUGAAAACAUUACGACUGAGCGGCAACCGUCUCAAAGAUUUGAGUAUGAAUUCCUUCACAUUCGCAUCUUCGCUGGCCAACUUGCAAUUGGACAGCAAUCAGUUGUCAGGUGCUCUCCAGGACAUCUUCAUCUACAUCAUCCAACUCACGUCACUCGCUUUGCGCAACAACAGCAUAACUUCCAUUUCACCAAUGUCCAUUCAACGACUUACAUCCUUACAAAAUUUGGACUUGAGCGACAAUAAAUUAACUAAAUUAGAACCCCAAACCUUCAACAUAAACGGCAGACUAUCCACUUUAAAUCUAUCAGGAAACUAUCUCGAAGAGUCAUCAGUAGAGACGUUAGCAGGCCUCAGCAGUUUGACUACUUUGGACAUUUCCAGGAACAAUGUACAAAAACUCGAACGAUCAACAAUUCAGACGAUUCCUAAUUUCGCCUUGCUGCGGAUGGGUUCGAACCCACUGAAAUGCAACGUUAAC
Messenger RNA from Helobdella robusta, 1080 nucleotides. RefSeq lists its product as hypothetical. The transcript has 3 exons. NCBI's taxonomy places the organism in Eukaryota, Metazoa, Annelida, Clitellata, Rhynchobdellida, Glossiphoniidae. Gene Ontology annotation, molecular function: protein binding. The annotation marks the transcript as partial. Gene Ontology annotation, cellular component: extracellular matrix. The record is from RefSeq and is a predicted model, not a curated record.